Messenger RNA from Triticum turgidum subsp. durum (durum wheat), 291 nucleotides. Lineage: Eukaryota; Viridiplantae; Streptophyta; Magnoliopsida; Poales; Poaceae. The record is from the annotation of a GenBank genome assembly.
AUGGAGUGGCCGGCAGCAUGGCCCGUGCUCGUCCUCGUCACUUUGCUCACGCCCUGGAGCAGCGCCGUCGCCGUUGCAUCACCGCCAGUAGUGGCGUCGGCGGCGCCGGUGCGGGUGGGCGUGGUGCUGGACCUGACGAGCCACGUGGGGAGGGAGAGGCGCGCCUGCAUUUCUUCGGCGUUGGACGACUUCGACGCCGCUCACCUCAGCUCCGACGCAGCGCGGGUCGAACUGCUCGUACGGGACUCGCGCGGGGAUCUAGCCAUGGCAACACAUGCUGAUACUAGAUAG